GAGCGGAUAACUGUUUCCGGCCCGGGAAGAGCCGGUUGAUUGGCGGGCGGCUUUGAAGCGGGCGCGAGGCCGCCUCUUCGCCUCGGCAGCUGCGCCUCCCCCUCCCCCACCCCAUUCCACCGCCCACCCCACCGAGAGAGAGAGGGAGGGGGCUCGGUUUUUGGGGUGGUGGUGGUCUUACCCGCUCUGUCAGUGAGUGGGCAGCGGGGGCGCCCUACAAAUCAGCUCCCUUUGCUCAGAAGGGUGGCUGGGUGGGUGGGUCACCUCUCUCCCUUUAUUAUUCUCUCUUUUUUGGGGGGGGGCCCAGUUUCUUCCUCACUUCAAAGACCAAAUCUCCCUCCCCCUCCCCUUUUUAAAAUUGUGGAUAAUUUCCUAAGUGUGUGGGUCACACACCCCGCUUGUGUUUUGAGGCUGGGAGUCCCUUUCUCUCUUCCUCCACUCUUUUCUUUCAGGGGGGCAAAUUAUUCCCUUGAAAUUUUUAAGGGGCGGCAUCUUUUCUUCUGAGGUGUAUUCCCGCCCUACCCCGUUUUUCUAUAUUCCUUUUUUUGCGUGGGUUAAGGGUCGUUUGUACCUCCUUCCUUUACUUCAGGGGACAGUUCUUUGGCAUCCCUUGAGACCUUAAGAGUUGCAUUCAACACUUUUGAGGAGGACCUCUCCCCUGUUUUCUUUUAUUGGGGAUAAUGAUUUAUAUUAUAUAUCUGCCAGGUUGUGUUUUUUUUGGCGGGGCUGUCAUCCACUCCUUCCUUGGGGUCCUCCGCUUACUCAAAUUGUCACCCCCCUCCAUCUCCUAGACGUUGAUGGGCAGCACCUUCUCCUUUGAGGCUGUGUUUUUAUUUUGAAAAUUUCUUUCCCUCUGUAUGUGUCCCCCUCCCCUGCUUUCUGAGACUUCUCAAAAUACAGCAUCCUGUGGGCAAGUCUCUACUAUUUCCCAAUGCUGGGGUAGUUCAUAUCACCCCUUCACCCACAUUCAUACACAUUUCUUUAUGGGAAGUGGCAUCUUUCCCAGUAUCUGCUGGAUAUCUCCUCCACUCCACUUCCUAGGACAGCCCUUACACUGAACUGUUGCUCUCUGCUUGGAGCAAAACUGUAAUGUGAAAACUCCCUGUUCCUUAGCCUCUACAACAAGGUAGACGAACAGGCCUUUUGCCCUUGGGAGACUAGAUUUGGUCCUGCUCAUUCGCUAGGCUCCCCUUUUCCCUUGUUAUUUGGUCAACAUGAAUUUCUCCGAGGUAUUUAAACUCUCCAGUCAGUUGUGCAGGUUCUCUCCGGAUGGAAAAUGCUUGGUGAGCUUAGCAUUGUGGUGUGCCGUGUGUAUCUAUUUUAUAGAUAAUGGGUUGGUGGGGGGCAAGGACGAAGAGUGGGCGGACAGGGGGGUUGAAUGUGGAUUCAGGGAAGGAAUGGGAGAUGUGGGGACCAGGGGUGGUUUUGAUAUUUGAUGACAAUACACAUGAUUUCCUUGUUCUAACUCAGUUUUAUGUUGGGACAGUCUUAGCCAAACAGUAUCUGAUUUCUGCUGAGGAGAGCAGCAUCCAUAAAAUGAGCCUUUCCACCUAGUUAGCAACCUUGCAUGACAUUUGCCCAUUAAAUUCUUAACUGUUUUUAAAUGACACCAGGAAAUCUCUUCCCAGAAGAUGUGCAUAGUAAUAUCAAAUUAUAAAUUGGCUGUGAUUUUAAAUAACAAUAAUUUCAAUCAGCGCCACCUCUGAGCCCUCUUCUCUUUCCUACUUAAUGUGUCUUGUCUUUUAAUUUAUAAGCUUUUAUUGCUAUGUUUGGUUCGUAGUUCUAACAACCUGGAUUAUGAUGAUGUGAAAUCUUUGCCUUGUAGUAUAUCUGCAGAAGUGCACGAUUACUGCGACAUUAGUAUGCAGAACUGGUGUAGCUGUUUAGAGCUGCAGUCCUGUGCAUUUCUUCUUCGAGUGUCAACCCCACUGAUCUAUUGAAGUGCCACCAGUUUGGUUUAAAUGAACAAUUUUGGGUUCCUCUCUCCCCCACCUGCACUUCUUCUUUUGUAGCAAACCAUGGUUUGCCCUGUUCAGAUGAAAUGACAAACAAUGGUUUGCCAAGGACGAGGAAGUUCAAGAGGAGGAGGAGUGCAUAAACCGAAGGUUUUCAGAUAUAAAAGGGGAGGGGGCUUCUUCACCUGUAAUAGUUACAUAGAAAAGGGAGCUUCAGCAACUGAAGCUUGUGUGAUCAGUUAAAGUUGGAGAAGCCGCCGCACUUAUUUCAUUGGUUGUCCUGCAUAGGCCUAAGGAUAGUUUCUGUGUCAUUGGCUGAAGUUACAUGUGAACCAAGCUAUGUGUAUGGGGGUAGAGACUUCCACUGAAGCCAUCAGGAGAGCGUCAUUAACUACGAACCAGACCAAGUUGGCUUUCUGGGGGAUACCUAUGUCCCCUGGUUUUAGGGGACUUAACAAAAUGUGUGAUUCACCCUACAAAACCCUGCUAAAUGACUACAAAACCCUACAAAGGUUUGGGAGCGGACUCUAAAUUUCAGGGCUUGUAGUUACUGAAGCUCAUAUACCUAUAAACGGCUUAGUCAUGCUGGCCACAUGACCCGAAAGCUGUCUGCGGACAAACGCCGGCUCCCUUGGCCUAUAGAGCGAGAUGAGCGCGCAACCCCAGAGUCGGUCACGGCUGGACCUAAUGGUCAGGGGUCUCUUUACCUUUACCUUUAAGCACCUAUAUUAAUUUGUAAAACAGGUACAUUUAAUAUAUUAAUUGGCAAUUGACAAAUCAGUUAUUCUUACUGCAUGACAGGCCUGCGGUAUGUCAUCAGUCUAUAUUUUGUAGAGCUUUCAUUUUAUUCUACAGUUUUUCUGAUGGUUUCUCCUGUCUCUAAUACUAGAGGAUUUAGGAAUCACAUCUGAAAUAAUUUUGCCCCCUGUCACUGAGCUAAAAUGCCACAGCUAAGUUAUUCAUUUUUUGUUCUAUUCAGGCCUCCGGUGUCCAGUAUCGUUUGGUGGUUCGUGAUGUAAACACUCUCCAAAUUCUGCAGCUCUUCACCUGCCUAGACCAAAUCCAGCACAUUGAGUGGUCUUCAGAUUCUCUUUUUAUAUUAUGUGCAAUGUACAAGCGUGGAAUUGUGCAGGUGGGCACCUAUGCAAUAUGCUUUCUUUUCUGGAACUUGCCAGUUUCUAAACUGAUGGUGUUAAGCAGCAAGUAUUUAAUAUAGGUGCUGAGGAAACAAAUGCACUUUACCUACAGAAUGCCCCCAAGUUCAAACUGGCAUCUUUAGAUAGGGAUGGGAGAGUCUUCUUGAAACCAUGGAAAGCCUCUACCAGCUAGUGUGGUUGUACCAUUGGCCUGACCUUGUUUAAAGCAGCUUCCUAUUAAUAUCAGGUCUUUAUUCAGAAACAUGAGGACUAGAAUUUUUAAUGUUUAGGGGAAGGACCAUAUCUCAGUGGCAGAGCAUCUCUGUUUUGCAUGCAGAAGAUCCCAAGUCCAACCACUGACAUCUCCAGGUAGGGCUGAGAGAGACUUCUCCCUGAAAUCCUGUAUUGCUGCUCCCAGUCACUAUAGACAGUACUGAGCUAGGUUGAAAAGAGCAUGUCUUUUCCAGGAACAAACAAACCGCAGAACUACGUCCCCUGAUGCAAAAAAGUAGCUUUAGGGUUUUGCUAGUUUCUGAAAGAAGCAGAGCUGCUGUCAGUCCUGUGGACAAUGACUGAGCUGGGCAGCUGGGUUAAGGACCCAGCUGAUUUCUAGCCUUGCUUAGUACCAUCAUUUACAAACUGGGAAUAGCAGUGGUGGACCAUCAAAGUGAUGCUUAGCAAAGCAGACUUGAAAGUAAUUUCACCAAACUUCCUAGCUCAUACAUUUUAUUUUAAUGGCUCACAUGGACUUAUUGAGACAACAUCAUGCUUAAUGAAAGACCAGUUAUAAAAUUUCCCUCCCUGGUCGCCUGGAGGUGAUUCAUGUUUGCCACAGGCAACUUGGUAAGUGUGAGCCUGUUGUGAAGCACUUUGCAUCUGAAAAGCACCAUAUAAAUAGGACAGUAUGUAAAUUUAAUAAACAAAAAAUAAUUUAAGCAAACCCUUUCAGUUUUUUGAAAUUUUAAUGUGUGGUGGGUCUUUAAUAAUAUCAGAGCUCUGUGACAUCUUUAAAGUAAAAAAUUUAUACAGUCAUACCUCGGGUUACAGACGCUUCAGGUUGCUCAUUCUUGGGUUGCGCAUCGCGCCGAACCCGGAAGUACCGGAAUGGGUUACUUCUGGGUUUUGGCACUCGCGCAUGCGCAAAAGCACUAAAUCACGCUUUGCACAUGCGCAGAAGCGCCGAAUCGCAACCCAUGCGUGCGCAGACGCGGCGCUGCAGGUUGCGAACGCUGUGGGUUGCGAAUGUGCCUCCUGCACGGAUCAUGUUCGCAACCCGAGUGUCCACUGUAUUGUGGUCCAGAUCUCUUAAAGACAGUCACCAUCUUUACUGGAGGCCUAUACAAUUCUGUACCACAACAAACCUCUUGAUCUUUACAGACACUCUUUUGGAAUAGUUUUGUGGAUCUAACCGGAUGUAAAGAAGAAGAAGAAGAAAAGGCUUACCUCUGUAGUGGGAUCCAGCGCCAGUCUUUCAUGGUCUUUUGCUGGUGGGCUUGUCUUUUUCUGUUGAAGAGUGAGCCUUGAGAGGAAGCUGGUAGGGCUUUGGGUGCCUUGCUCAAGUCAGCGCUGACUUGACUGUUCUUCCUCCCUUGGCUUAGGUCUGGUCCUUGGAGCAGCCUGAUUGGCACUGCAAGAUCGAUGAAGGCUCAGCGGGACUCGUGGCUUCUUGCUGGAGUCCGGAUGGCCGUCACAUUCUCAAUACUACAGAGUUCCACGUAAGUGUGAAAUUGGGGCUGCUCUUGUAAGAUAUCAAAUGUUACUGUCUACAUCCUAGCCCCUAAAAUAGCCUGAAGCUCUUAAAGCUGCAGUGUGCUGCUAAGUUGUACUUGUGGGACCUUUUUUUAAAAAAAGUGUGGCUGCAUGUUUAAGGAAAAGCUCCUUUAAUGUUCUUUGCAGGAGAAUACAACAAAGAAAGGUAACAAGUCUCAGAUUUUAGUCACAUAAUCUUGGGUAUAUAAGGAAUCAUAAACAUUAUCUCCAGCUCUCCUGAGGACUGAUGCGUUGUUUAGUAGCCAAGAACAGGAUUGGUUAGCCAUGAAGUCUUUGUUUCCUUGUUCACCACCACUAAUUUAAUUAAACCACUAUCUCAGCCACUUUUUUUUUUUUUUUUUUGCAUUUAUGUGCAUGUUACUGAGCUACCUCACAGGUAAGGACUAUUGAGGUGAUUGAUGCAUAUGGACACUUCAAAGCAAUAUACAAAUUAGAAUUGGAAUUAUUCUCCCACUGAUAUUUUUAAUAUGGCACAGUAGCUUGAGAUGGCUUUGUGCAGGUCACCAUGCACAUGGUGAACCUUGCCCUGCCUUAACACAUGUCAGAAAAUACGGGGUCAUUUCCUUACCUAAUCUCGGGUAAAGCUUAUUUCCAUCUUCAAAUAUGCAGUCAGUUAGAUGGAUGUGUGAAGUGAAGGCCUGUUGUGGAGUCUCUGCUUUGGACUGUCCCUGAUUCCCCAAAUGUGGAAAUGUUUCAAAAUCAAAGGAAGAGAGAGAGAACACCUUUCUGUUUUUCUUAUUGAGUGAAUUGAAGGGCUAGUUUGUGAAGGAUAUCCCCCCCCCCAUGUUGCAUUAGAGCCCAUCGGAUGCUUUUCCUCAAUUGUAAUAACUACCCAGGUGUGGAAAUAACUGUUGCUGGUUCAGUAAAUAAAAGAAUAAUAGAAUCAUAGAUGAUGGCACGCAUAGAGCCACUCUCUCUAGAAUGUGAGAGCUCUUCUGGAUCAGAUCAAAGGCCCAUCUAUCCCAGCAUCCAGGUCCCCACCAUGGUCAGUCCUAUGUGCAUGACAAUCCCACAAGCAGGAUAUGAGGGCAGUAGCCCUCAUAAGAGCAUAAGAAGAGCCUGCUGGAUCAGAUCAAUGGCCCAUCUUAUCCAUCAUCAUGUUCUCACAGCUCAACCAGAUACUUGUGGGAAAUUGCAAGCUGGACCUGAGUGCAAGAGCACUGCCACGUCCUGUGGAUUCCAGCACCUGGUACAGUAAGCUCACAACUUGUGUGGGAGUUACAUUCUGGGGAUCAAGUCUAAAGCCAAAAUCACGUACAGUGGUACCUCGGGUUAAGAACUUAAUUCGUUCCGGAAGUCCGUUCUUAACCUGAAACUGUUCUUAACCUGAAGCACCACUUUAGCUAAUGGGGCCUCCCGCUGCUGCCGCUCCGCCGGAGCACAAUUUCUGUUCUCAUCCUGAAGCAAAGUUCUUAACCCGAGGUACUAUUUCUGGGUUAGUGGAGUCUGUAACCUGAAGCAUAUGUAACCUGAAGUGUCUGUAACCUGAGGUACCACUGUAUAUUCAAAACCCACUGGGUUCAAUGGGGGAUUGGAUUGCCCAAGUCAUUUCCCCUCAGAACCCAGCCCCCUUUCCACCCCCUUUGUCACGCGCAUAAAGCUCAGUGUGCACAAGUUAAAUGUGCGUAAGUUGGGGGCUUACUGUAUUCAGAAGCAGUAUUGCCUCCAACCAUGGAAGCCUCCAUGAAUUGGUGUAAUUCUCCUUUAAAGCCAUCCAAGUUGGUGGCCCUGCCUGUCUCCUGUGGGUGGUGAAUUCCAUAGUUUAACUAUGCACUGCAUGAAGAAGUGUUUUCUUUUAUCUGUCCUGAAUCUUUUAGCAUCAUCAGUUAUCCAUGAGUUCUAGUGUGAUGUAAGUGAGAAAAACAUUUCUCUUUCCACUUUUCCCAGGCCAUGCAUAGUUUUAUAAACUUCCGUCAUGCUACCUCUUAAUUUUCCUUUUUGCAAACCAAGAAGUCCCGAAUGCUACAUCCUUUCCUCAAAGGGAAGUCGCUGCAUCCCCUUGCUCAUUUUGGUCUCUCCUGCUGCCAGUGCUCCCCACGUGCUUACAGUGCUUCACUCACAUUUCUCAGCAAUAAUACCUUCUAGGUUUUUUUGUGGCAAGUAAUCUCCCAUAGUACAGGUGAAUAUUAUCUUCAUGGUGCAGGCUUAUCCUCUCCCUGCAUCUUUGCCAGUUCAUCCGUUCGAUCCAUGGCUUUUCCGGGGCCAUGUGGCAAAAAAGCAGGCACGAGACUUCACUGUAUUGGAUAGUUUUAAUAGGGUGAAAACUAUUCCAGUUAUCCAGCUUCAUUUUGUUAGUCAGAUGCCUGGCUAACAACAUCCCGAGGAAUCGAAGAUGGUGGGCUCCCUCUGCAUACCUCUCACGGCUUCCAAAUGGCACAUGUACGUGGGGGCGGGCUGACAAGUUAUUUAUUACCCGCCAUCAGAACUCCAUUUGACCCUGCAGGAUUUUCAUUAAGCCCUUGCCAAGUUGGCAUGUGUGUUUGGGAUAGACUUUCUCCCCAGCUGUAAACAGGUUGCUAAAUUAACUUGUGGCAGACAGCUGGCUGGGAUAUGUUGGUGUCUGCACUGUUUACUCUCUCAGGUCCUUUAAAUCCAUCGUCUGCCGGAGCAGACUGUGGACUAGUGUUUUGAGAUGAGCACUUUAAGGAUACAUAAUAUCCUUGCAUUGUGCACAUUGCCCAUUUCAGGGAUCGCUUAGAAGGUUUUGCAAGUUAUUCCUCAGCCGCCGCUGCUCACAUUCAGAAGGCCGGGUUAUGUCCGACACUAGUUCUGCUCAGAGUCAACCCAUUGAAGUUAAUGGACAUAGUUUCGGAGUAUAAACAUAGUUGGCUCUGAUCAUGUUUCCAUGUAUUUUACUUAUUUAAUGCAUCCUGACAAUGGAGAGGCUCUGUGGUCCCAUCUCUCUCUCUCUCUCUCUCUCUCUCUUUCUCCCCUGCAGCCUGAUGACAGUUGAGGGAGGAUCAUGACCCAGUAGCCAUUGAUAGCCACCUCCUGCAUAUAUUUGUCUAGUCCUAUUUUAAAGCUGUCAGAGUUGGUGGCCACGGUAAUGACUGGCAGGCAUUGCAACUGGGAGGGGACUGGAAUUCCUAUUGCUGCUGGGUUUGUCCCUUCUGUUCACUCAGUUUUGUAGCCUUGGGAGGUUCCUGGGUUCCAGGUGUUGGUGCUGGAACAUGGGAAGCUGCCUUGUACUGAGUCAGACCCCUGGUUCAUCUAACUCAGUAUUGUCUGCACUGACUGGCAGUGGUGCGCCAGGUUUUCAUGCAGAAGUUUUCCCAAAUCCUACUUGGAGAUGCCGGGGCUUGAACCUGGUACCUGUUGCAUGUAGAUUAGGUGCUUUUAACCACUGAGCUACAGUCCUUCUCUUCCCGGUUUUGCCAGAAGUGGUUUCUACCAGCUUCAUGGAUAAAAGACUUGCUUUUGCAUAGUGGUGUACACCUAGUGACCGUCAUGUUUUACCUUCAUUGAUUUGAGGCUAGCCUACUGUAUUAAACAUUUUGCAGGACUACCAUUCACAGGCUUCAGGUGAUGCAAAAGACACUGAUCCAGUGUCUUCUGAUGGGAGAGGAUUAUUGAGAAUAACUUGCACUGGGAUUCAAAUGUUGGCAUUAGUUCCCUUUUGAUUUCCAAGUGCCAUUCAAGGAGCCCAGUGGCUUGAGCUUGACUAGGAUGAUGCUUAAGAUUGGCUGGGAAUGUUCCCUAAAUGUGCCAAAACAGUCUGUAAGGGCCUGCAGCAAGGAUAUAUUGUUGGCAGUGAAAUUCUGUUUCUUUGCAGAUUCAACUUCUGGAAGUAUUGUAAGAUUUUUUCUUUCUUUUCCAGACUGGCACCCAGUGGCCAGGGAUAGUGUAGAGGAAGCCUGCAAACACUGUUGCCUAAUGUGAGUUCUCUAAAUGGGGUGGGCUGUAAGUCCAAUAGAUAGACAAGCUAUUCAUUAUGAAACAGUUGCAUGCAAUUGUAUUCACUUGGGUGUUUAGUCACCCGCUUCUAUAACUGGGUUCACAACGGCAAGUCUUAACGUGCGGCAAUAAAUUGUAUCUGAAAGAUCAUUUUCUGAUUUGUCUCCUGGUAAGCUAAUAGGACUGUAAAGAAGUGAAGAGUGUGUUAACAAGUUCCUUUUAUGUGACUCUUGGAUGAUUUCUGGUAAUGCUAGCUAUUUUAAGAAGGCAAGUGAUAGCAUUGAGGAGAGUUUAUAUUCCUAUGAGGUGCUGAUUUUAAAGAGAGGCCCCUUAUUUCUUACAGUGAUAUAGUUAUUAAAGCUGUGAGUAUUAUUCAAAUAGUUGUAGCUGAUUGAUGGGGGGGGUGAGAAGGGUUAACUUUUCCUUUAUAAGGCUGAGGCAUAAAAAUGUCUGAAGUCCUCCAGAUGUUGUUGGGUUGCAUCUCCCAUCAUCCUCAGUCAGCAUGGCUAACGGUCAAGCAUACCAUGAGUUGUAGUCCAACAACAUCUCUAGGGAAAGCAUGGGCUACCCUUGAUUUAAACAUUAAAUUCCAAUGCCCACUUAACUUCUAGCCGUUGAAUGCCAGCCCAGACAAGAAAAGUCCUUAGAAAACAUCUGGAUGGUAUUUUGCCAUGAGCUUUAAGAGAUUUUGGAAGUGCAUUGCACAAUGGUUGGGCAGCCACUGAGAACCAAAUUAUUGAGAAGCUGUUUGCUGACCAAAAUAUACAUGUUAUUGUUAUAAGACAUUUGUUUACUCCCAUGCUUCUUCUAGACACCAUGUAGAGCUGAGGAGUCAGCCACUCCUAUUUAUUUAUCAUGUUUUGUUUCCUAUCCUUUCUCUAAGAAGCUGAAGCCAAUAUAUAAUGGGUUAUCUAACCCAUUUUUCCCUCACAUCAACCUUGUGAGGUAGGUUGGGCUGAGAAGGUGGUACUGGCCAAGGCCAUUUAGUAAGUUUCAUGCUGAGCCCAGACCCCAUUUCAGUCCAGCAUUGUAAUUCUCCUGCUACACACACACCUCUCUGUUAUUUUGCAGGAUGAGUGUGCACUUACAGUUGUAUGAUGCUUGUGUUUGCACACUAAAAAUGCUCCAGGGUCGCUGCUUGACUCAUUACCAUUUGGAGCAAUGUUUGUUCUCUGAACGACUGGAGGAGCUGCUAGCGGCAGUUUUCCCUCUUUCGGCGAAUACUUGGGUGCACUGUCGCUCUAAUCCUUAGUAACUGUAAAUGGCUAUAUUGGUUGAAAAAUACUUUCUGUCGAGGAAUGUGUGCUGCGUAAUCCCCUGAAAUCCUGUGCUGACAGACACAGCUAUGUAAGGAGGCCCAGUGACCUAGUCAAGUCUGGGACAAAAGUUGACAGUCACUUGAGAACGCAAGGUUGUUAAGCGUGGGUUUUGUGUAAUGAAAAUUGCCAGUCUUGCCACCUGCCUGGGGUUGUCAAAGCUUGGGUGCAGCUCCUUAGCCCAGCUCUUCAGACUGUUUUAUCGCGUUACUGUCUAAAUACCUCUUGUUUCUCAGCUGUUUUUAGGCUAUUUGAAAAAUGCUGCUUCUGCUUCUGCUUCGCCUCCCACCCUUCCCUGCCCUGUGCUGCAAAACAACAGCUGUAUGCUCCUCAGGCACCUUAGCAGUAGGAUGUGAGUUUGGAAAUUUUAAUUAAGUCCGUAACCCCCACAUUUGGGGGUGGGGGUGGGCGGGAAGGAAAAUCUGUUAGGGAAAAGCUGGCUAAAAGCCCCUGUAGUGGCAUUUGCUGAGAUUUGCACCCCUCCACACAUUACAGUCUGUUGUUUAAUUUCUCACUUUGUCGAUCUCGUACAUAAAAAGAAGGGUGACUAGUGAGAAUCUCGUGGUGGUAGGUGUUGGGUGCCUAAAUGCCUUGGCAUUAAUUAUCUGUAAUGCUGGAAGGUGGGAGCAGGUUGACUCAUGAAUUGUGGACGAUCUGCCCGCUUGUUGUUCCUUAUCACUGUAAGCAGAAGGGCUAAAUACUUUUCUUUUAAAGUAAACAUUCAGGGAAGCAGUGUUGGCACUGGAGCCCGGCCUGUUAGGGUAAGGUGACAUAGCUCCACCAACCUCAGCCUUUCCUAAUGCAGCUGCCACCUCACUUAGAGUCCAGAGGGUGGCACUGCCUAUCACCUUCCUCCUCCUUAGCCUCAGUGUUGCUCCUUGCAGAACUCAACAGAGAGGAGGGUGGGAGCAAAACCAGAAUUACUUGGCUCUGCCUGUCAUCGGCUCGGGCUCCAUUUUCUGUUGAUCUGUCCUCCUUCCUCUCUGACUUAUUCCAAUGGGCAUCGACCACCACUGGAUGUUGGUAGAACUUCAUGUCUCUGGAAGACCAUUAGUCAUUGCCCAAACUCCACUUCUGUCAGGUCCCAAAGGUGUACGUCUUCACUCAGACCUCUGGGUCUUCUUGAGGUUGCUGUUUAAUUAGGUACGGGGAACAUUCAGUUCGUAAAACAGUCUAUGGGUGUGCUUUAUCUUGCUGCAAUGCUAAGGUCAAUGUUUAUGGUUCUGUUGUCCUGCAAAAUCUGGAGAAUAUAUUUUGGAAACUGCUCUGUAAUUUUCUGAAUGGUUUAUAAAUGGAUCUAAGGGUAUCAGAUAAGUAGCAGGGGGCCAUCCCUUAUCACUACUUGUCUACAAAUUUGCCUUUAUCGUCGUGCACUUGCUUGCAGAUAGGGCAGUCUUCAGCAACCUGCUGCCCUGCAGAUGUUGGACUACAACUCCCAUUGACAACCGGGGACGAUGUGAGUUGUAGGUGAACAACAUUCUUGAGGGCACAAAGUGGGUGAAGGCUGAGAAAGGGGAUGCCUCUUUCCAGCCUAAAUUUGAAAUCACCUCUGUAGCUCCCUGAUCAUUCCUAGAUUUUCUUGGGCAGUGCACUGCAAUCUCUCUUCUGCUGAGAUAGGCAUUGUGUUGCUGUUUUGAAAGAAAUAUCUGGUGUCAGGAGUGUAGUCUGAAAUUUAUAUUUUGGCAUGACUGCAAACAAGCUGAUGAGACGAUGGUCUAAAAAGCCUUUCACUGGCUCAGACCCAGAAUUAAUCUUUCUUUUUUAAUGGACAUAGAAAAUUAUUGCUUGCUACCUUGUGAUUAAUGUUGCAUUGCUGAGGGAAACUUCAAACUCGACUGAAAGUAUGUGGAUUGAAAGACUAGAGUAGGGAUAAGGAACCUAAAGCGCAAAGGUCAAAUAUGGCCCUCCAACCUCUCUAUCUGGCCCUUGGAACUCUAACUAUGCCACACCUCUUUCUGAGCCACACCUCCUUUCCCCACACCACACCCUUCACUGGCCCUGCCUUACAGCCUCAGUUGAGUAUUUUUGCCUGGCUUGAAUGUGCCCUUGAACGCUAAUAAUUUAUUUAUUUAUUUAUCUCAUAAAAUUUGUACACCGCUUGAUGGUAAAAAAAUAAAGUAAAUAAAUAAUGUAUAUGCUACUGAUUCCUUCUAGUGAGAGGGCUGGAACAAGGAAAAGAGACCAAACACCUAGGCCCUUGCCCUUGAUGGUAAUUAGCCCUUCCACUCUGACUGUACCUCACCCUGCCAACCACCACUGAAAUUGGGGCACCACCUUCACCACUCCUGCUACUUGUCCACCCAGACACUUUAGAGCAUCAUUAUUCACCACCACCCCGCCAUUUACAGCUGGGAUAUUAGGGCCACAAGAAAGUAAACCAGUAUUUCCCAAACUUGGGUCUCCAGCUGAUUUUAGACUACAACUCCCAUCAUCCCUAGCCAGCAAGACUAGCAGUCAGGGAUGAUGGGAAUUGUAGUCCAAAAACAGCUGAGGACCCGAGUUUGGGAAACCCUGUAGUAAACUAAAGCCCAGCUGUAUGUGCGUUCCACACUUUCAGACCCACAGGUGGGUUGUGAAGCCACACCAAGUGGGUCACAAUGAAGCUGUUGCCGCCAUGUGGGUUUCCAGCUUAGUCUAAGGAGCGUUAACUACAUGUGUGUCUAGACCAGUACGCAUUUUAAUAAGGCACUCAUUUCAUCCAUUUCCACAAGUCCUGCAGUGUGGCAAGAGAAAGGCACCAGUUUUUUUUUUUUAAAUAAGAUACGUAUUUCUGAUCAAGCACUUUCUCCUGCCACAUGGCAGCACUGGUUUUCCUUUAGUAGUAAUGCUAAGUUAACACUGCAUGUGUUGUUCUGUGAAUUGCCAUUUUAGGAUUAACAACAUGCAAUAUUACCAGAACUAAGUAUAAAUCAAAAGCGAAAACACAAAAGUGCACCCCAUGAUGCAGCUUGGGAGUUGGAGAUUGGGGUCACAGGUGUGUACCAGUUGAAGACCACUUUUUUAGCACUUUAGGGAAGCACCAGUUAAGAUGCUUGAGGGAUGUAAGUUUGCUUUUGCUUGUGUGCUGGGAAGAAGGUAUCUGAAGCAAAACUGCCGUAUGUCUUCAUGUUUUGUCCCCUAGUUUGGUUUCCCAUUCUUUCUGCAGAAUGGAAACCACACCAUUGUCGAGUGUGGAGAUGAAGCUCAGUGGGUUCUGUAUAAAAAACAUUCCCCCUGCAUGCAUUUCAUCUGCAAAGAUAAACAAAUACUUCCUCUGUCUCUUUCUCUGUUUCCAACAGCUGCGGAUAACUGUCUGGUCCUUGUGUACAAAAUCUGUGUCUUAUAUCAAGUAUCCCAAGGCCUGUCAGCAGGGUAAGUGGAGCUAACCUAAAACAGGAAUGGUUUUUUAAAAAAUUAUUAUUAUAGCGAAGAUUGCCAUGAUCUGGGGAUAUCCCAUAUCCCCUUCAACUGAUAUAUAUCUACCAGCAGGAAGGGUACUGAUAUGGCAGGGUAACUGCAGUGUAUGUUUGUCCCAGUGGAUGUUGGUGUUCACAAGUGAGCAAUCCCCUCUUGUUCCCAAGCUGUAUUCUGUCAGAUCCAGGCACGUGUCCGACUGGUGGAGAUCUGUGUAAUAAAAAUCCAGAGUACAAAAUCAAUUUAGUAGGAGAUGGGGGGGGGGGGGUGAGCUUAAAAGUACACUCCUGAUUUCUGUGUGGGUAAAGUUUUGAAGCAGGAAGGAAGUCAGGUAUGGUUCUUGUGAACAGCAGCCUGAUAUUGCUAAGCCAACGUGUGCAGGCUGACUGGAGGACGGAAUGUCUGAGGAUGUGUAGUAUAUCUUUCUGUUACCACUGAAUAACCACAACCAGUUCUGCUAACAUACAUGUCACUAUGAAUUGGUGCUUUUGUUCAGGGGAUAUAGCACUAAAGAGAGAAAGUUUUUCCCCCCUGGUACAAGUGGGGAAGGCCUUGCCAUACAUAAAAACAACAAAAACAAGGUUUUUGGGUAGAAGAACAAUGCCAACACGGAGGAUACGUGUGUCGACUUGGAAAAUGCGGCUGUUCAUUUCUACAGCCCUUGAUGAUUAUGUUCUAUCUCCGCUGUUGGAGGCAGUGUGCCUCUGAAUACUGGUAGCUGGGAAUCACAGGAGGGGAAAGCUGCUGUUGCACCCGAGUCCUGCUUGUGGGCUUCGUGGGGGCAUUUGGUUGGCCACUUUGAGAACAGGAAGCUGAACCCUUUGGCACGACUGAACAGCGCUAAUUUUAGGUUCAUAUUCCAUUGGACAGCCCAUGCAAUUUAAUUAAACAUGGCUCUUUUCUCUUUCUUCUCUAUACUUACCAUGUUCUUGCACACACAUGAAUCUGAAUACCAUAGGAAAGGCUGAAAAUGCUUUGAAUGGCAUGUUCAAGAAAAGUGGAAGCGUUAAAGAACGCACUGAGAAGUAGCUUUAUCUUGCAAAAACAGUAUCUCCCUGAUACCUGAUCUUAGGUUACAUGUACACAGUUGUUUUUGAUGAUUAUAAUAGUUAUUGCAUAACCAGUCUCGUGAAUCUGCUGUUAGACUGGCUCUCCCCACUCCACAUGAUACGGAUUCUUUGUACUUAUAAGCACCAGUUUGUCCAAUCAAUGUUACUCAAAUCAUGUGCCUAAAGAAAUAGGGAAGUAUUCUAAUAUCUCUUGUCUAAACUAGAGGUGAGAAUACUAACUUCCGCUCCUCCCCUUACGUAAUUCAUACCAGUAUUUUGAAUUAAACAUUUGUGGUUUUGUGUGGCCUUUCAGAAAGCAUUUCUUCUUACCAAAUAAGAUGAGGACAGCUGAGAGUCAAGGGUCCUGGGUCAGGGUUCUGUUUUCCUUUCACACGCAGACAGGCUUUCCAUUACUUGGUCUUGACAGUAGCGGAGUUUACAAUGGUGGUACUUCAGGGCCUUGAAGAGUCGAAUGAAAGCAAUAGACCUCCACUUCAGAGCAAGUAUAGUGUGUGUGUUAUGCAAGGCCUCUCAAGAGAACAGGAACUAAGCAGCAACAAAUAUGCCUUAAGACAUACUCAUUCAUCCUCAAAAAAAAGCCUCUUCUGUCCAGGUUUUGUUUUUCUUUGGGUUUGGCCCAUUCCUUGGCUAAUAUUAAUUGCUCAAUUUCCCUCUCUCCUAAGUGCUGCCAUUUUUGUGUGUGUGUUUGGCAGGAAUAGCAUUCACAAAGGAUGGCCGGUACAUGGCCUUGGCAGAGAGGAGGGACUGCAAAGACUACAUCAGCCUCUUUGUAUGCAGUGAUUGGCAACUUCUGAGGGUAACCCUCCCCCCAUUAUUCACCUUCCCCUUGUAGGCUCCUGUGUGCCUUGUAACCUUAUAGAGCCUGUGCAGAUGUAACGUUCCAAAUCCUUUAGCGAUAAGGAGUUGACCGUCAGUUUGUGCCUUUUCCUUCCACCUCGUUCAAUUUGCAAAUUCUCUUCAAUAGGCUAGAGCUGGUGCUGUCUUUAACCAUGGUUAAUGCUAAUCCUCCUGGGAAUCCAGAGGACUUAUUCCAGGGGAGAAGGCAAAGUAAGACAGUGAAUUGUAUAGGUGGGGAGCAGGCCAGUUUCUUGCAAAAAGUGAGAAGAAUAGUGCUUGAAUAUUUUUGCUUCAUGUCUCAGGUUCUACAAAUGCUAGAACCUCAGAGCUAGAUUCACCUAGCCAGUUCCAUUAACCUAAGGCCUGUACAAGCACUUCCUCAAGCACAAUGGGGUUUCUCGCCCUCUGAAAUUGGCUCAGGGAAUGUCAGGAAAAUAUCCCCAGAAGAGCAAGCAGGGUGUGUAUGUUUGUACAGAUAGAACAAUUGGAAGAGCGGGAUAUUUAAUUCCACUGUUAGGAUUGUAUUCAUUAAUGGAUACAAGUUGCUCAUGUACACACACACACUCUUUAAAAUGAAAGCUGGGAAUCGGUAUUAUAGUUAUCAGGCAUGGGGCAGGGGGACACCCUGUGCGUGCCCACGAUCAUUCUUCUCAAAAUGUGGUCCAAUAUUCAUAAAAGAAAAGAAACUAUUUAUUUAAUUGGGUAAUGUAUUUAGAAUCACAUAAUUACAGAGUUGGAAGGGACCGCAAGGGUCAUUUAGUGCAAUCUUCUGCAUUGCAGGAAUCACAGCUAAAGAAUCCCUGACAGAUGGCCAUCCAGCCUCUGUUUAAAAACAGCAAAUGAAGGAGAGUCAUUUACCUCUUCGUAUUUCAGAGAAAUUUUCUAAGCUGUUUUCCACAUCCUAAAAUAUCACAAAUAGCCAAGUCAGAAUAAUAUAUUUUUUUUACAGUACCUCAUAUAACAAUUAUGUAAGAUGCCUUCUUAAACAUUAGUAGAAAUGGAAACAGCUGUUGUAAUGGGGAUACCUAUGGGCAGUUUCAAGAUGUAGCAGUACAGCAGAGACAACCAGCCCCCACCCACCAACUAUAGAAGCAUUGGAAGCAGCUGCCCCUCUCACUUCUGCUGUUUCCCCACCUUAAGCUCACACUGAAAUUAUUUCCUUUGUUUCUGUUUGGAAGCAUUUUGAUACUGAAACACAGGACCUGGCUGGGACAGAAUGGGCGCCGAACGGCUGCGUGUUGGCGGUGUGGGACAGCUGCCUGGAGGUGAGGGGAAACUGCCAGUGCCUCAGUGGAGGGAUCUUUUGCCAAACCCAUUGCAGCAUUUCAGAGCAGCUGUGUCCAUAUUGACUUAAUAGCCCACAUAAAAAUGUGGCUGAGAGGUGGCUUUAAUGAGAGCAUUAUCUAGGUAAUGGCUUCUUGAGAACAGGCAUGGAUAGUCUGUGGCCCUCCAGAUGUUGCUGGACUGCAAUGCCCACCACCCCUGACCUUUAGCUAUGCUGCCUGAUGGGAUCUGGAGUCCCAAACAACAUCUGGAGGGUCACAGGUUGCCCCUUCCUGUCUCAAGAGAUGGCCUUUGCACCAACCUUUUGAGCUUAUGCAUUCUGUUGCUGGAAUCUCAAUGUGAAAACACUUUCGAGAUUUUGCAAAAUGCAAAAAAGAUUCUCUUUCUUUAGUGCUUACCACUCAGCACUUGGGUAUGGAUAAUUGACAGGCUGUGCAUAUGCAUCUUUGGACUGGGGCGGAGGGUGCUUGUUUCAAGACCUUCAGAUGGGACAGACUAAGACUCUUAAGCCAUUGCCAGUCUUAAGAUGUAAACCUUUUAUUUCAGUAUAAAGUUUUGCUGUACUCCCUCGACGGGCGUCUGCUGUCCACAUACUGUGCUUAUGAAUGGUCACUAGGCAUUAAAUCUAUCGCCUGGAGCCCCAGCAGCCAGUUCUUGGCAAUCGGCAGCUAUGAUGAAAAGGUAAGGCUUCUGAAGCCCUGCCAAAGUUGAGUUUGUGCCACAGUUCGUUCUCUCUCUCUCUCUCACUCUCUCUGUAUUCACUCUGGGCUUUCUCAUCUCUUAAUCAGGUGCGCAUUCUGAACCAUGUGACUUGGAAGAAAAUUACAGAAUUUGAGCAUCCUGCAAACAUUGCUAGCCCAAAGAUAGUAAGUAGAAAAAGAAGUGUGGUCUGCUCAUGCUGCAGGAAACAUACUCGGGGGGGGGGGGGGCGGUGGUGGCAUUGAGACCAUAUAUAUAUAUAUAUAUAUAAAAUAAUUGGUAUUUGUAUAAUUCUUCAAAAUGUUUUCAGCAGUCCUUACAAAAACUCUGCAAGGACGGUCAGUAUCAUUGUCCCCAGCAGUUAGGAUGUUCUGGCUGUGUGGCUUGCUUAAGGUCAUUUAGUAAGCAUGCAGCUGAGGUGAGAUUUGAACACGGGACCUCCUGUUCACAUCUCAGCCUUUUAGUCACUUGAUGUAAACCAGCCAAGUGCUGGUUCGUAUGGACAGCUUUGAUAAUUAUUUUCUUUUUGUUUGUUUGUUUGAACCAAAAACAUGCAGAUUCAAGGGGAUUGCUUUGUGAUCAGAGAUGAGGAGAAAUGUGAGGCACUACCUUGGUUCAUGUGUUCUUCUUCCUGCUCUUCUUCCCCCAUGGAAUGGGUUUUUAAAACAUGCGACACCCAUGUUGCAGCUUCUAUUCUGCAAAUUCUCUUGCAUUUCUUUACAUCACACAGUCUGGAUAUCUAUGUUCUGAUUUGUGUUAGAACAAUAGUUGAGAAGGAUUAAAGAAACAUCUCACCCAAACCCCACAUCCUGUUUAUUCUUAAGUUUAUAUUUUCAUCCAAUGAUAUCCCCACCACUCAGACCUUGCUUACUGCCAUGCUUUCCAGCCCGAGUGUGGAUGAUCUAGCAACAUGUCUCCUAUAAAGAGGUGCAGGGCUGACUUGCCUUUCUCUUCAGAUUGUCUAUAAGGAGGUGGAGAAAUCGCCAGCAGUGGAAGUGGAGAAACUUGCCUUCCCCCCUACCAAGAAAAUGGCAAGCUCUCUCUUCAGCACAAAGAGCAAAUGUAAGUCAAAGCAGGGACCGUGUGUACAAAGCUGCGUUAUCACUUGUUUGUUUACUUACUUAAAUGUAUUUGAAAUAACUUUUACUCUCUUCUGCUGCUCAAAAGACCCCCAUGGUGAAAUACAAGACGUACUGUGCCCUUAGAUGCACUGUGUAAAAGGCAAGACAUAAAAGGAAAAAGAGAAGGGGAGAAGGGAAAAAACAAAUAUCAAGCAGUAUUUCUUAUAACAGUCAGCUGGGGUGGAAGCAGGUUAGAGAAAGGAGGUGCCAAAAGGAUUUGGUUUUGCCACAGAAAAAGGUUCAAAUACAUGAUACCCAGAGUGAUACUAUAUGGUUCUUGUGAGAUCUUGAUUGCUUUUGAGACCAUUGACUGUAAGGUCUUAGCAGCAUACCUGUUUGACUUGGCAGUUGUUGAGCAACUGCUGUGGACUAGAUUCUCUAAUUCCUGUCAACAGAUACCAAAAGAUACUAAUAGGUAGUUGCUCAGUUUUCCUAGCCCCCCCCCCCCCCAAUCUCCUGUCCUGGCUGCUUCCAUUCAGCAUGUGUCUAUAUGAGGCAGCUGAACCACAUCGUGAGACACUGCAGUUGUGUAUGGUGAGACACAUCUCAUUUUUGUGAGACUGGGCACUUAAAAGAAGGUUGGACUAAGUACUCAGUAUCUGUUGAUUGACUGGAUUUAUAUACUGCCUUUCUGUCAAGCCAUUCAAAGUAAUUUACAGUUUAAAAAUACUAAAACAUAUAUCUUAUAGAGGCUUCUCAAUGCCAUUUGGGAGCUGGUGGUCUGUGUUCUUCCUGGCCUGGGCUCCUUCACUUCAGUAGGGCUGUGUACCAGUCCUGGUGGAAUCCCGAACGGAAUCUGGCCAAUUCAGGUCAACCCAUAAUUCCGCCAGAAUGGGUUGAGGUAGCCCCAGGUUGGAUUGGAUCUACCCAGAGUGAUCCAGGGCUGUCAAGGGGGGCAGUGGAGGACAGUCUUGUAGUGAAAGUCAGGGAGUGGGGAGGAGGAGAUCUAGGCAGGCAGCCUGCAGGUGUCUUCCCUCUGCUGAUGCAUGUUUAAUUUGGUUUUUAAAAGCUAAUUAAACACUGCAAGGCCCCCACUGGGGUGCCUGAUUGGGCCCAGAAUUGAAGCAGUGGGAGGAGGUGCAGCCCUAGUACUCUGUGUGCAUCAUAAUAUUAAAAGGAAGUUUAUUCCACGAUCCAUAAAAUAGAACAAUCUAUGGUUUAAGUGUCAUUAUGACUUUUAAUUUUUCCUCCCCUUCCAGAUGAAAUUGCCCAGGUCCCAGUUUCUUUGCAUCAUGUCAAACCUGCGGUGGACCGGGCAAAUCCUAGAAUUGGAGUUGGAAUGUUAGCUUUUAGCUCAGAUAACUGCUUUCUGGCGACCAGAAAUGGUUAGUAUCUCAAGAGGGGUGAAUGAGGACCAAUUUUGGGCUUUGCAGUAAGUUUUCACUGUGGGUGGUUACUGAGGUCCGUCUGCCUCAGUUCCAUAGACCAAUUAUUAGUACAAUUGUGAACCAGGGACUGAUUGCAUUGUGUGCCUGUAUUGUACCUUUAAUUGUUGUUUCACAUCUAACAGAUAAUAUUCCUAAUGCUAUUUGGAUCUGGGAUGUCCAAAAGAUGAAGCUGUUUGUGAUCCUGGAGCAGCUGUGCCCCAUCCAGCUUUUCCAGUGGGAUCCCCGUCAGCCCCGGCUUGCCAUUUGUACUGGGAACAGCAGAGUGUACCUCUGGUCCCCAGCAGGAUGCGUGUCUGUACAGGUACCAGUGGAAGGUAAGGAAGCUCCAAACUGAUACUGCAGACAAGUCAGGCCUAGGGGCAAUUUCGCCACAGUGGAGAAGGAUAUCCUUGAAUUGGGUUGCCGUUACCUACUGGGCAAUUAGCAACAACAGGUUUUGUUAACUUUUUCUUAACUGGCUGAUCAUUUUCAACAUGUCUUUAAUAGACAGCUCACAUUCUCUAGGUGUGUGAUCAUUUCAACAACUCUAGGUCAAUGCUUGGAUUGAUGUUACCACAUCAGAAAGGAACUGAAAGCAGUGUGCUGGUUGGCCCUCAUUUGGUUGUUAAAUAUGCGGUGCUGAUUAAGUGCAUUGCACGUGACUGUGAAAAAACUGAGGCAGAUGUCACAAGUGGAGAUUAACUCCAAAACCAUAUAGAUCAUACUUGCAUUGCUGUCAUGAAGCACACGGUGUGUAUGUAUUCUACUCUGAGUAGGCCCAUUAAAAUUGGUCAACCUUCUCAGAGUAGGACUAACAGUGGAAUACAGCCCAUGUCAAGGUUCAAUCCUUCACAUCUCCAGUUAAAAGGAGUAGUAGCAGGUGAUGAAUGAAACUGUCUGAUGGAGACUCUAGAGUCACUGCUAGUCAAAGCAGACAACACUAGGCUAGAUGGUCAAUCUGAUUUGAUCUGAGUCAUCUUCCUACAUUAGCUGCUACAGCACACAUUCUAGAGUGCUUUCUGGACUUUUUAAGAUACUGAAAAAAACACAAAGGAAUCCUGAAAUCUUUUAGGAUUAUUAUUCUCUUAAUCAUCCUUUCAAAUUCUGAAGCUGUGACCAAAUUAGCACCACCCACACCCAAACGGGGAGAUAUUAGGAGGUCUAUGUAUUUGAAGAACCUCAACACAGCCCAACGAGUUCUGCGCCUGCUUAAGAGGCCACAGGAUGUUGACUGCUGUAGGUCAGGGUAGGAAAUAAGACUCGAAAACAAGAUGGAGUGGUAGAGACCAUGAACAGGAAUGCUCCAUGCAGCAACGUGUUUGAAUACAUUUUAGAAAGUAGUCCUUAAAUAUUUACGUGUACAGUGCUGUUCUGCAAAUUGGGGCUAAAGUAUGCCUACAACUAUCUUUUAUCUGAAGGGGGUGCAUCAUAAUGAUCACCUAGCAAAAUUUUGUGCUUAAAGGGUAUUUGCCAGUAAAAAUUUUUGAUCCAUGUCCACAGGUGACUUCCAGGUAACUUCUCUGUGCUGGCACUCCAGUGGGGAUUCUCUGGCUCUCCUGAGUAAGGACAAUUUUUGUAUGUGUUACUUAGAAAAAGAAGAGGAAGAUGUGAAAUAGCUACACCCAAAGCUAAGCUGGGUUAAAACGGAAGCCUGGUUUUGUGUACUGGUUCUCCAGCAUUGCAAGUGGAGGGGGAGGGUGGAGAGAAACUGCUGCUGGGCUUAGUCUGUAUAUAGAUGUGUGGAAGCUUGUAUUUGCCCUUGAUGCACUUUAAACAGCUGAGCAGUAUAAAAUGUUAUGAAAUAGUGAGGAAACAGGUGUUUUAGCUUUAAAUUUCUAGAUCCAUUUACAACAUAAUGUAUAUCUUAGUGUGUAAACUACUUAGUUUAUUUUGAAAAUAAAAUAAAACAUUUUUGUUACAUAAUGCAUUAUUAAAACAUGGCUACAAGGCUG
This is a messenger RNA of Podarcis lilfordi (Lilford's wall lizard), 21794 nucleotides long. The record is from the annotation of a GenBank genome assembly. NCBI's taxonomy places the organism in Eukaryota, Metazoa, Chordata, Lepidosauria, Squamata, Lacertidae.